GCCUGCGACAAGGGCCGAUACUGAUGGUUUGCGACAGAGGUCUGCUCUUCGUCUGAGAGGCUGUGCUACAACUGUGAGCUACUCUGAACUGCCAAUCUAUAUGCGCCAAGUACUAAUCUGCAACUACAGGCAAGCAACCAGGUACAUGCCAGCUGUUUGGACCAACUUCGAAGUGAAGACUAACCACCAACUAAGGCCAUGAGUCUAAUGGAUGCCCACACCCCCGCACGACCGAGAGUACGACUUCCUAUCACGCCUAGACACACUGUUCCUUCGUUAACACACUCUACAGCCAAGCAGUGCUACCACUGCCAGGGCCUCGGUCACGUCCAGGCUGACUGCCCGACUCUCCGUCUGAGCGGUGCUGGAACCAGCGGAAGAUGUUACUCCUGCGGCCAGCCCGGGCAUCUUGCUGUAAGGAUAUUCCAAGCUCACCCACAUUCCUUCCCUGACAACUUGACAGCGCUCUUGCCCGAACCCAGGUGCCGCUGGAAUUGGACGCGGGGCCGGGAUCCCCCGCGGCGGCUUUGCCGGUGGCUUCCGAGGAGGUUUCGCUGGCGGUCCACGACCGGCCACCUGCUACAAGUGUGGCGGACCCAAUCACUACGCUCGUGACUGCCAGGCUCAAGCCAUGAAGUGCUACGCCUGUGGCAAGCUUGGCCAUAUCUCACGCGACUGCACCGCGCCGAACGGAGGACCCCUCAACACGGCUGGCAAGACUUGCUACAGAUGCGGCGAGGCCGGUCAUAUCUCCCGAGAAUGCCCGCAAGCUGAGGUCAAUGGCGAUGGUCUGCCUGC
This is a messenger RNA of Mytilinidion resinicola, 798 nucleotides long. RefSeq lists its product as uncharacterized. Gene Ontology annotation, molecular function: zinc ion binding; nucleic acid binding. Bases 199 to 615 code for a protein of 138 amino acids. The record is from RefSeq and is a predicted model, not a curated record. The transcript has a single exon. Lineage: Eukaryota; Fungi; Ascomycota; Dothideomycetes; Mytilinidiales; Mytilinidiaceae.